Stegostoma tigrinum is the source of this 3467-nucleotide messenger RNA. Its product is annotated as WW domain-binding protein 2-like. Gene Ontology annotation, molecular function: chromatin DNA binding; transcription coactivator activity. Gene Ontology annotation, cellular component: nucleus. The record is from RefSeq and is a predicted model, not a curated record. The transcript has 8 exons. Gene Ontology annotation, biological process: positive regulation of DNA-templated transcription. NCBI's taxonomy places the organism in Eukaryota, Metazoa, Chordata, Chondrichthyes, Orectolobiformes, Stegostomatidae. Bases 220 to 1056 code for a protein of 278 amino acids.
GGUGUGGUGAACCCUUGGGUUAAACUCUUGUUACUCCCUCCCCAAGUCAUCUCGCCGUUAUCAGAGGGCAGGCCUGUGCCGGUCUUGGACGAUGGCGGGUUCACCUUUGCUGUGUAGCCGGUCUGUGGCCCUCUGCUCACUGACCUGUCUGCCAGUGGGGACAGUGUUUCCGCGACAAAUCAUUGCAGACUAUACUUAAUUGUGUGGAGGAGCAGGGAGAUGUUGGAAUGUGGUGUGCUGAUGUUUUAUGACCAUGUGGAGCUGUCAUUCACUGAUGUAGACAACCCGUUGGAGGCAUUCAAAGAUUCAAAGAAGGGAGCUGUUUACCUGCUGCCAUACCAAGUUGUAUUUGUGGCAAAAGAUAACAGAGAGGCACUGAAAUCCUUCACAAUGCCAUUUUACCUGAUGAAGGGCUGUGAGAUCAAACAGCCAGUGCUUGGAGCAAAUUACAUCAAAGGAAUCAUCAAAGCUGAGCCAAAUGGAGGAUGGGAAGGUUCUGCAGCAUUUAAGCUUUCUUUCACCAGUGGAGGUACCAUUGAAUUUGGACAGCAGAUGUUACAUACAGCAUCACAAGCCUCUAGGGGUGAAAUCCCAGCUGGUGCAUUUGGCUACACCUAUAUGCCAAACAGUGCGUGUGGAACUACAGUACCUGUGGGAGUCCCAGCAUAUGAUGCACCAAAUUCUGCAAUCUUUGCCUACCCUCCCCCACUUCCAGCUGGAUUUUACCCUGGACCACCUCCCACAGAAGGUACAAUGAACUAUAUGGCACCUCCUCCUUACCCAGGUCCUAUGACUCUUCCAGGAGGUGAUGCACUUCUGUCACGGACGCAGGAUUGUGAAGUAGGGCCUGCCAACAAGUCUGAAAAUACUCUGAGCAGUCAGUCAGCACCUCAUAGUGUGCCUAUGGACCAACCCCCUCCAUACACACCGUGUGCUGAAAACCAAGGGCAGCAGUGUGACCAGCUUGGGAACACAGUUCGCCAGCCCCUUGGUGACUGGAGCCAGCAACCACAGCAUGCAUGUCGCUUCCAUACUGCUCCUGACUCCUCUCAAUAACUGGUGAAUUGAAGAUCUGCGUAUUUUUCUGCUGAAGAAAGCGACACUGAUUCUCAGCAUCUCAACUUUGGAGGUGCUACAGCCGACUGACAUGCAUCUGUAUCAGCAAACAACGUUUCCUUGGGCAAUGGAAGCCAAGUAAAGUGAAUGGCAGCAGGCAGCAAAUCUACUUAAGGAACUGCAGAAUAUUAUUUUUUUUCUUCAGAAUGGAUCAAUAUUUUAUUUGCGGUCUCCUGAGUUUCAUCGCACCUGCAUGGACAGACGUCACUGACUCCCUACCUUCAUUCUGUCUAUCUGUACUCUAAUGGACUAUUUGUUAAUUAGGAAACAAAUUUGCUUGGGAUACUUAGAAGCUCAGUAAGAACUGGUCCAGUUAUUGUUGUCUCCAAGUCACUUAUUACCUGUUCAUUGAUGACUUGAGCACAUUGUGGGAAAGCCCAAAUUUAAAAACUUCUUUCAUGGGAUGUAUGUACCACUGGCAAGAACAGCAUUUGUCACCCUACCUUAAUUGACCUAAGUGAAGUGAGUAUUGGACCACUUCAGAGGACCAUUAAAAGUCAACCAUGUUACUGAGUCUGAAGUUGCAUACAGGUCAGACCAAGUAAGCUUGGCAGAUUGCCUACCCUAAAGCGCAGUAGUGAAAUAGAUUGGUCCUUAUGUCAGUUGAUCGUUUCUUGGUUACCAUAAUGGAGACUAGUUAUCAAUUCUAGAUGUAUUAAUUGAAUUUGCAUUUGUCAGUGGCCAUACUGGAAUUUGGAUAUCCCUAAAGCAUGCUAGUUUUUGGAUUACUCAUCCAGUAACACUAGCAAAAUGUCACCAUCUUUCCAUUGAUAUUUAGUGCUUUCAAGACCCAUUGAAUUGCCAUAGCAAAAACUGACUUAACCUUUGCAUUUACAUUUGACUUUACACAGCCAAUGAGAGGUUUGAAGUUCUGUUAGUUUAGGAAAUUGAGCUGCCAAUUUGUGCACAAAAAGACUGCCCAGAUAAUCUGUUCUAAUGAGAUUAAUUGAACUUUAAAUAUUGGCCAGUUCAUCCAGAACUCCCUGCUAAUUUUUUUUUUGAUGCUGUGGAGUCUCUUACAUCUGCACAAAGGAGCCAACAGGACUUUAGCGGAUUAUGGAUAAGAAGUUAGUGAUGUAGGGACUGUGAAGUCCUGCCCAUCCACACUAGAUAAGAGGGCAGUGGCUUUGUGUUAAUUCUCAUCUUGUAGCAUUAUGUGCAGCAGAUCCUCUGCUUGCCCUGGAUCCACAAGGACUAUUGCGCUGAUAUGGAAUAUCCCGCAACAUCGCGUAUAAAUGAUGAAGCUUUAUGCUUUUACCUUCCAACUAUUGCUGUUGGGGUGGUGUAUAGAUGCAAGAGUGUGAUUAGAUUUGUUUUCAAUUGUAUUGAUCUGGAAUACACUCUCCUGAAAGGCCACUGGAAGCAGGUUCAAAAGAAAAAUUCAAAUACAAUGGAAUAAAAACUUGAAGGGGAAAUCAGGUGUAGAGCUAGUGAUAAAGAACAGGGAGUGAGUUGAGUUGAAUUGUUCCUUCAUAGGUAUCAUGGGCUGAAUGGUCUCUUUCAGUACUGUGAGUCAAUGCUGGAACUUGAGUUACUGCACUAUGCCUUUUACUCAAUGCUGAUCUGUAAACGGGUCUCCACAGUCACCCUGUAAAUGGAUUUUGAAUUUUAGUCAUUCAGAUUCUUCCUGUGAAUGAUUCUUUAAUGGCUUAAAUUAUGAUACAUUGCUGAUGCUCAGCUCAACAGAACAGUGCCAAAUCCCAGAACUCUGGAGGUUUUAUUGCUAGAAACUGUGGCAGCAAGUGCAUCUCCCGAUGUAAAUAUGGCCCAAGAACGUCAUGCUCAAUAAGGCCCAGUUUUUAGGUCUGCUAAUCAAUGAACUAGGAAACCUGAAAAGUUUCUGUCCCAGCAUUGAAUUGGACCACAAUUAUUAUAGUUGAACCCAUGUGACUUAGCUUGAAGAUUGUUAAUUAGGCCCUAGGUCUCUGUGUAAAACACAACAUUUUGUGUUUGAUUCCACAAAUCGUUAUAAGCUGUUGUGAUUCACAUGCAAGCAUGUUCACUUCCUUUGUAUUCAUGUAUUUCAAAACCCUCACCAACACCCAUGUUAUUAGUGAUCUAUAUACCAGCAAGGAUGAGCUGGUUUAGCACUUGUUUACCACAGCGAGGGACAGAUAAAAUGAGGCAUCUCUUCUAUCCUUACAUGGAAGACCUGUUCAUUCAGAUUUAAGAUAUUAAGGGAUUCACAUUCUGGUCUAGCAGUUAUAGGCACCAGCUUGUCAUCUUGCUGCAUGCACAAUGCAUCCCUGCCUCUGAUGGAUAGUUUCUGAUAUAGCAGGCCAAUGACUUGUUGAAUUGCACAGUAUAAAUUUAUGACAAGAUAUUCUAGGUUGCAAUAAAGUAUAUAAGUG